Molecule: messenger RNA, 858 nt
Organism: Chelonus insularis
Lineage: Eukaryota; Metazoa; Arthropoda; Insecta; Hymenoptera; Braconidae
Product: apolipoprotein D-like
Exons: 4
Coding region: 130-747 (205 amino acids)
Biological process (GO): lipid metabolic process; response to reactive oxygen species
Cellular component (GO): cytoplasm
Molecular function (GO): pigment binding
Source: RefSeq, a predicted model, not a curated record
UUCAGAACAUAUAGUCAACAUUUAAAAUCAACCAUUUAAAAAAAUUAUCCUUCAAUUUUACAAAUAUUUUAUUAUAAUUUCAGUAAUAAAGUCAAAAUUAAAAUUAAUAAUUCUUGACCAGUUGCAAUAAUGUUACUGUUGCAAUUAUUUGUUAUUGGUUGGUCUCUCCAAACCAUUGCAACUCAAACAGCAGAAACAGGUCCUUGUCCACAUGUCAAAGUAGUUCAGAAUUUUAACGUAGAAAAAUUUAUGGGAUUGUGGUUUGAAUUAAGUAGAAGUUUACCUAAUACUUAUGAGCCUGGUACCGAAUGUGUCACUUAUAAUUAUACUGUAGAUUCUUAUGACUUUAUCAGGAUUGUAGCAAGACAGUUUUCAUCUGAAACUAGAAUAGAAUCUCAGUACAUAGGCAAUGCCACAAUAGAUGUUGAAAGUUGUGCACACAUGAAACCCUGUGGAAAGAUGAAAGUAGCUUAUUUGAGACCAGAUGGAACAACAAUCAUAGGACCGUUAUGGGUUCUUGCUAUUGACUAUAACAGUUUUGCUGUACUUUGGAGUUGUACUGAACAUAAUAAUGGAUUGGCACAUUCAAGGAGAGCUUGGGUAAUUUCAAAGAUGCCACAUCCACCAGAUUCUUAUAUUGAAGGUGCACAGAAUGUAUUAGCAGCUGACAAUAUCACUGAUAUUGAGUUUGAACGGACUCCACAGCAUACAUUUUGUUCUGAAUACUAUCGUAAUAUGCAAGAAUAAUAACUACAAAACUUUUUUAUUCAAUUAAUAUCUAUUUUUGAUAAUUGCAUAAAGUUAUUCCAAAUUUUAAUGUAUUGGAAUAUUUUGUUUUAUUUAUAAUACAAUGAUUUU